Molecule: messenger RNA, 940 nt
Organism: Pristis pectinata (smalltooth sawfish)
Lineage: Eukaryota; Metazoa; Chordata; Chondrichthyes; Rhinopristiformes; Pristidae
Gene: mtrfr
Product: mitochondrial translation release factor in rescue
Exons: 3
Coding region: 361-870 (169 amino acids)
Biological process (GO): translational termination
Cellular component (GO): mitochondrion
Molecular function (GO): translation release factor activity
Source: RefSeq, a predicted model, not a curated record
GUGACCUGCCUCACUGACUACCGUCUGGUAGUGCUCGCUCCAACCGUAAUGAAUUACUUCAAGAGGUUGGUUAUGGCGUGAAUCAACUCCUGCCUCAGAUGACCUGGGUCCGCUCCAGUUUGCCUACCACCACAACAGGUCAACAGCAGAUGCAAUUUCUCUGGCUCUUCACUCUGCUCUGGACAACAGGAACAUAUACGUCAGGCUGCUGUUCAUUGACUAUAGCUUGGCGUUCAACACAAUCAUCCCAUCCAAACUCAUUACCGAACUUCAAGACCUGGCCCUCUGUACCUCUUUCUGCAACUGGAUACUCAACUUCCUCAUUGACAGACCUCAAUCAAAAACUGCCUUCAAAACCCAAUGUUUUCCUCCAUUCUGUACCGUUUCUUACGGUCAUUAGGACGAGCACAGCCACUUCCAUGCGACAAUGGAGUACAGCAAAGGGAGUUUCUGGAUACUAAGCAUACUACUUUGUUGUUUCCGAUUGCUGGGAAGAAGGGCUUUCUAGACCUGCCUGUGGUGGUUGAAGAUGAUUUAGAUGAACAAUUUGUCCGAGGACAUGGCCCUGGAGGUCAGGCAACCAACAAGACCAGUAACUGUGUUGUGCUCAAACAUGUUCCAUCUGGAAUUGUAGUAAAGUGCCAUCAAACCAGAUCAGUGGAUCAGAACAGAAAAAUAGCCAGAACAAUUUUGCAAGAAAAGCUCGAUGUCUAUUACAAAGGAAUAAACAGUGAAGUUGUGAAGGAAAAACAAGAACAGCAAAUGGAAAAACAAGAGAAGAAAAGGAAAGCAAAAGAUAAUUUGGAAAGAAAAGACAAUUUAAAAAUCUUUAAAAGAACCUACAGAUGCCACUUAACUGAAGUAACUUAAUCAUUUGAAUGAUUUCUUUCUAAACACCAUGUAUAGUCCCAUUAUCCAAUAAUAAACAACCAAUUUGAAA